GAUGGCGGACAGCUGUGAUCGUGUUUUCAGCAGGUCGAUGCAAAAGAUUUAAUUUUCUUCGUCAGGGAAAUAAAGAAAACAGGCCGAUCGUAAUGGAUGAGCUUGUUUCAGACCUUAGCAGUGCUUUGGAUAGAACGAAUGAUCCGCCUUCGGCUCAUUCCGACACAACGAUUGGAACUAGAGAAUCGCCGUCAGCAACUCCGGUCCGCAAAGCACCGAAGAAAAGACGAGGAAGGAAACGACGAUCGGAUUAUCCACCGCUUCGAGAACGUCCUAAAGCAAGUGCUGAGAGUAAUGAUUCUGUAGAAGAAGCCUUAAUGGAUUACAUUGAAAAUAUAUCCAUGUGUCAAAGUGAUUCGGAGGAUGAAACAUCAUUUACGAAACGACUGUUGAGAGUUCAACAUCAUGGCCGCGAGAAUCCAGAUCCAUAUCCUCUUCCUGAAAAAGAGAAAGGGGAAAGUGAUUCAGUGAGUGAUCCUUUAGUAGGAUUGACAAAACGUAGAAAGAAGAGAAAGCGAAAGCUUAAAAGAGUGUCCGGCUCGCAGUCACUGAACGAUCGCGACUCUCCUCUAGGUUCGUUGGGGAGUUUAAAAUCAUUGAGUAGGACUCGAAAACGUAAGGUGUGCGGGAAAUCUGCCAUGGGAAGCGAAGUACACAACAGUCUCAAACGGAGGGACGAAGAAGGAAGUUUAGCAGAUAUUGAAAAUGGCUUGAGCAGUGGAUGCGGUGAGCCUAUGGAGACUUGUGGUUCGUCCAACCAUUUCUACAAGUUGCCAUCGAGGUUACAUAUGCCAGGACGACUUGCCAAGCCAAGCGAUCAAAGCAUCGCACACUCAUCUACAUGGUUACACCAUGAUGAUUGUGAUGAAAAAAUGGUAAUGGCGCGGCCAGAAAAUUAUAAAAUAGAUCUUUCUUCCUCGGGAGAGAGUGAUCUGGAAGGGUUUUUCACAAAUGAUGAAGGUCGCCUUGGGGACGAUGAGAAAGAAGAAAGCUCGUUUGAAUGUGACGUGAGGAUCAACCCGUGGUGGGAAGAGAGAAGUGCAAGCGAUACAGAAGAAGACAAAUUUCAAAAUAUGGUAAAUGGAGUCAUGGAUGAAUACAGGAGACCUUUUGUUUCAGGUGUUGAAGGAAAAGGUGGUUUGGGUCUUCAAGGAAGGUUGAAGAAAAAUUCAAAAUUAUAUGGACAGGAAAGUACUAUGGGUGACAUAAACAGGAAUAUUGCAGUUUUUCUUCAGAAUGAAAAAUGGACAGAAUUGUCAGUUUUUCCAUCAAACAAGCUGGAAAGAGCACAGGUAUAUCAGUGGGCAUCUUUGUAUUCCCUUCAGUGCCAGGCAGAUCCUGUCCACAGGGGACGAGUAUUACUUUGUAAAACAAGUCGCCCAUCGCCUCCAAGACACCCUAACCGACCAGACGCAGAGACAAAGAGGCGGAGGAAAAUGCCACCUCAAAUUUGUGGUCCGCAUUCAACAGUGGGAGGAGACGACCCUAUACCCCCAUCAAACAUUGGGAACCAGAUGCUACGCAUAAUGGGUUGGACGCCAGGGACUGGACUAGGAACCGACAGAAAUGGCAUCAAGGACCCAGUCAGGGCAUACUUGAGACCAAAAGGACUGGGGCUAGGUCAUCCCUGGCCUUCAUGAACGCAUCCUCAUGCGAUGGAUGUUUUAAUUUAUUGUCAGGAAGAAAUCACUUUAAAGCUCUGUCAAGUUAACUGCUGGUGUAUAUAGUUUUUAUGAAUAGUUUUAUUUUAAUUUUGAGGUUUUUAAACUUUUAGUGAAGAGGGAGGGAUCAACAUUUUGAAAUUUGAAUAAUUAUUUGCUUUCACUACAAAAAAGUUCUGUUAACUAUCUCGAAAAGAAAAUAAAUGAUCUUAAUUCAACGUGCACUGAGUUGCUAUAAUUUCCCACACUUCAACGUUUGCACGAGAAUUGAUGAUUUUUGACCGUCAAACAACGGUGGAAAGAACGAAAUGCAAUGAGUUAUAUUUUAACUUAGAUGUAUGUAAAUGAAAAGGAAGCUUUAAAGAAUGCAGGCUUCAACAGGACUGAAACUUGUUUUCUGUGCAAACUUUCUAUCAUUGAGCCGCGAAAACACUGCGAAUUGGUCAGCGUAUACACAUAAAGUAAUAAAUGUGAAAUAAUGAAUGUAUAAAAUAAAUGAAUGAUAUAUGUC
This is a messenger RNA of Orbicella faveolata, 2172 nucleotides long. Its product is annotated as G patch domain-containing protein 2-like. The record is from RefSeq and is a predicted model, not a curated record. Lineage: Eukaryota; Metazoa; Cnidaria; Anthozoa; Scleractinia; Merulinidae. Gene Ontology annotation, molecular function: nucleic acid binding.